AACAAAAAGCAAAAGAAAAGAAAUUUCAUUCGUCUAUAUAAACAAAAUCUGAAGCUAUAAAAAAAACGCAUUCAAAUCGGCGUCAACUAUAAAAAUUCAGUUGCAAGUUCGAAAGUUUUAAUGGAACGUGCCCUGUCCCAUGUGCGUGUGGAUUUCCCAUUGGUAUCGCCCGGUGACCGCAAGCAUUUGCUGAGCCCGUAAGAGAAGCGCGGACUGCGCAGCCGCGAAGAUGAAGCGCGACAUAUCCACCUCGACAAUUGGCCGAGAUGAGGCCAGGCGUCCACUGAUGGAGGCAUACAUGUUUCAGCGCCGCGUGCUGCUCGGCUGCAGCCUGCUGAUGGUCGUUUCGCUGAUAGUGUGGAUAGUGGCGAUAGCAACGGACCAUUGGAUCAUCAUAUCAGGCAGACAAGGCAUCUUCAUACCAGAAUCGCGUCGCUUCUUCAUAAACUCGCACUCGGGCCUGUGGCGCCAUUGCCGCAACACGAUUGUGCCGAAUGCUCUGAGCAAUGCGCAGGUGGUGCGAAACUUUAGCUCCAUGUCGUACACCUCGCAGUCGUAUAUCAACGAUGCCAAACGUAACUUGACUCACAUGGAGUUCAUUCGAAAUUUCGCCCAGGAGAAGUUGGACGGUUCGGGCAACUUUACGGAGCCGGCGCGUCGACGCAUGUUCGCCCAUUGGGCGAGAGGGGAGGAGGAGGAGUUCCAAACGUUUCGCAGCGCCUUCCACAAGCUGGUCAUGUCGACGGAAGCGAAUCAGCAUGAAUUCAAUGCGACAGGCGCGAAGCCCAUUCCCAUCGAUCCGUUGAACGUCAAUGGGAUAAUCAAGAAUCGCACCUUUGGCUCGGCGCUGCAGCGUGUUAAGUACAACAACACCUGGUCCUACUAUGUGAUACCAGAGAUGGCACAGCAGUGCUUAUUCAGCAAUUGGACGGAUUAUCCAUUGGUGGUGCGACUGCUGGGCACGUACAUCAGAGACAUCGGCAUACCCGCCUUUGUGUUGAAUGAGGACCGCGUGAUUUUGCUUUUGGUGCCGCCGCUGCCACCAAAAAAGAGCGGACAGACCGCCUACUACAGCUAUAUACCAUACCCGCGUUGCAAAUACAUCGACAUGUUUCCCAAUUCAAAUACCCUACGCAGUGAGCCUGGCUUUGAUGAUGAAUUAAUGGAUUACAUUCGGACGCAGGCAUCCUUUGCCUGCAUCACAUUGUUCGUCAUGAGCUUGGGCGCUGUUUUCUCCUUCUACACGUUCAUGAAUCCCCGCUACAUGUUCAAGCGUUUGGCUGGUGGCAUACACCUGGUGGCGGCAUCCACAGCGCUUGUAGUGCUUCAGGUUCUGUUCUCUUCCAUUGACUACACCAAGGAUCAUUUGUUCUAUGCCUAUCCGGAUGGUGCGGAAUUGACCUAUGGCUAUGGCGUUUACCUAGCCUGGUUCACGUUCGUAGUUAAUAUUGUUUGCGGUGUUAUGUUCCUCUGGUAUUCAGGUAAGAAGAAAGGCGCCAAGGCGCCCAAUGAUGAAGUCGCCAUGGCCGAUGAGCCAACCAUAAUGGGCAGAUAGCUUCGACCCAUACAAUCAGCGAGAAAAAAAUCAAAGACCAAAGCAAUCCAAAGUCAAUACCUGGAUUGGUAUUUUGCCUUUCACUUUUGUUAUUUGUUAUCUUCUUAAUAAUACUACACAUAUGUAUAAAUUGAGUUUUUCAUUAAUAAUAAUCUGAAGAACUCGGCGUAAUAAAGAAAUCACUUGUUUACCUGUAAUAGAAAAA
Drosophila hydei is the source of this 1760-nucleotide messenger RNA. RefSeq lists its product as uncharacterized. Bases 230 to 1555 code for a protein of 441 amino acids. The record is from RefSeq and is a predicted model, not a curated record. The transcript has 6 exons. Lineage: Eukaryota; Metazoa; Arthropoda; Insecta; Diptera; Drosophilidae. Gene Ontology annotation, cellular component: plasma membrane.